This is a messenger RNA of Salvelinus fontinalis (brook trout), 3942 nucleotides long. RefSeq names its product cysteine/serine-rich nuclear protein 1-like. Gene Ontology annotation, cellular component: nucleus. The transcript is spliced from 6 exons. Gene Ontology annotation, biological process: regulation of transcription by RNA polymerase II. The record is from RefSeq and is a predicted model, not a curated record. Lineage: Eukaryota; Metazoa; Chordata; Actinopteri; Salmoniformes; Salmonidae. Bases 206 to 2032 code for a protein of 608 amino acids. Gene Ontology annotation, molecular function: sequence-specific DNA binding; DNA-binding transcription factor activity, RNA polymerase II-specific.
GGUUUUUCCAGUGACGCGUAGGCUGCGCUGCCGAGCAGUCUGUCUCAGACAAGGGAACGGCUGCACGGACCGUGUGCUCUGCUACAAUCGAGACAAAAGCGAGAGGUCUGUUCGAGGAUAAAGUGUGAUUGUGUCGCUUGGAUUGUGACUAUUCUACUAUAUUUUCACUAAUGGCGAUGUGAUAUGUGAAGUAUUGAUCAGGUCGAUGCUAGCUAGAGCCAUGAGCGGUCUACUGAAGAGGAAGUAUGAGGAGGUCUAUGAUGAGGACCAGUGCUACUCCUCUUCCUCCUCCCUGUCCUCCUCAGCCUACUCCGGAUGGGACUCGGAGGGCGAGAGCUGCUACUCAGACACCCUUGACUCAACACCCAGUAACCCUGGCUCUCCAGACACACAUUACAACAUCAAGUCCAUCCUGAAGAAGGCUAAGUCUGAGCAGGGUGGGCGGGGCAACGUGACCUUUGACACGGCGACAGUGUUCCUCUUCCCGCGGUGCCAGGGCUUCAGCAGCGUGCCCAGUAGAGGGGGCUGUUCCCUGGGCAUGAUGCAGCGCCACAGCGCCCUCCGCAGGUACACCCUGGAUGAGUACGCUGUGGAGCAACGUAUCCUCCGUCGGGAGAAACUCCUCAACCGCCUCCGAGAGGAGAAACUGGAUGCUCUCAAACAGAAGCUGACUAAGGGAGGCACGGUGGAGUCAGAGGAGGCUGACCGCCUCAUCAUCGAAGACAUCCCGGAGGACGAGAUGGACAUUAGCAGCUGUAACCUAGACGACGGCUCCUUCCUCCACCCCUACCCCUCCAAGAGGAGACAAGCCCUGCUGAAGGCUGCGGGGGUGAAGAUGGAUAAGGAGGAGAAGAGGAAGCUCCAGCAGCUGAGAGUGUCCAGGGAGGACUGUGGUUGUGACUGUCAGGGCUUCUGUGAGCCAGAGACCUGCGCCUGCAGCCUGGCAGGCAUCAAGUGUCAGAUGGACCACUCGUCAUUUCCCUGCGGCUGCACUAAGGAUGGCUGCUGUAACCUGGAAGGGCGUAUAGAGUUCAACUCCAGCCGGGUUCAGACCCACUACAUCCACACCAUCAUGAAGCUAGAGCUGGAGAAGAGACUGGAGGAGACGCCAGGACCAGAGGAAGAGGACCUGGGAGAGACCGCCCCAGCCCACAACCCCCUGUCCGACCUCCCCUCCAUCACAGACCGCCCCUCCUUCCACUUCAGUUCAACGCUGGCGGCGGUCGGGGAGAACAGCUGUAGUAGCGACAUGACCGACUCCUCUGCCUCCUCUGGGGGGAGUGAAUACUGGGAGGAAGGGGCGGAGUUAGGGCGGCGCUCCCGGGAGGACGGCCCCCUGCUGGAUGAGAACGGACUGAGCCGCAUCCUCAGCUUCAGCGACAUCGACGACAACGACGACUACAAUGUAAAUAACCGCGUUGUCAAUGACAUCCGCUGCUGCCCCGAGCAACGUCUACAGCAACAGCCGUGGAUGUUGACAGGGUUUAGCACGGCAGACUUCCCAGAGGAUAAUGACAAUCUAGAGGUGCACAGAGACAACCGGGCCAUGGCCGUAUCACAACUGUUAGAUGAUACCGCUAACCAAGGCAACGCUCUGUUCCACCACAGUGGCUGCAGUGUCCCCAAUGUGCCCUCUUCCUCAGUAGACUGCCCCAACACCCCCUCUUCCUCAGUAGACUGCCCCAACACCCCCUCUUCCUCAGUAGACUGCCCCAACACCCCCUCUUCCUCCGUAGACUAUGGCACCGCUGCCAGCUACAUGGACCCCAGCCUGUCCUCAGAGUCUGACAUGGAGUUCUUUGAUGGUUUCUGUCUGGGUCCUUCCUCCCUCUACAAGUCCCUAAAGGAGUACCAACACAUGGACACCUUCUUUCACUUCCAGUUGCCUAGUUACCCCAGCAGCCAAUCACAGGCCAGCGACCCUGGGGCCUGCCUCCUGGAGUCUCUGAUUGGUCUGUCAGAAUCUGUCCCAGAACCCCCUGCAACGUUCAGACAAUCAAGUGUUUGGAGGAAGCCGUCAGGGGUUAACUAACCGGAACUGAACUGCCACCUGUGUUCUGGGCUAUGUAGUGAAUUAUGGGGGACGGUAGUCCGUGUAGACAGACUGCUGUUGGAGGAAGCUAUCUAUUCUUAAUGAGAUUCUGUACUUGCCUUCCAAAUGUUAGCAAAAGCAGUUGGGAUUUAUUGCUGUAUGAAAUGGCAGCGAACAUUUCAUUUGAAAAAGAAGAAAGUGAGACUUAACAUAAAAGUGAACGCUCGAUUGUGUAAUCUGAGUCAUGUAUCUGUGACACUGAUGCCGUGUGUUGGAGCCAAGCCUGCCCCUCCACACUGACACAACACAGAGGGUAACUGAUGCCGUGUGUUGGAGCCAAGCCUGCCCCUCCACACUGACACAACACAGAGGGUAACUGAUGCCGUGUGUUGGAGCCAAGCCUGCCCCUCCACACUGACACAACACAGAGGGUAACUGAUGCCGUGUGUUGGAGCCAAGCCUGCCCCUCCACACUGACACAACACAGAGGGUAACUGAUGCCGUGUGUUGGAGCCAAGCCUGCCCCUCCACACUGACACAACACAGAGGGUAACUGAUGCCGUGUGUUGGAGCCAAGCCUGCCCCUCCACACUGACACAACACAGAGGGUAACUGAUGCCGUGUGUUGGAGCCAAGCCUGCCCCUCCACACUGACACAACACAGAGGGUAACUGAUGCCGUGUGUUGGCGCCAAGCCUGCCCCUCCACACUGACACAACACAGAGGGUAACUGGUGCCGUGUGUUGGAGCCAAGCCUGCCCCUCCACACUGACACAACACAGAGGGUAACUGAUGCCGUGUGUUGGAGCCAAGCCUGCCCCUCCACACUGACACAACACAGAGGGUAACUGAUGCCGUGUGUUGGAGCCAAGCCUGCCCCUCCACACUGACACAACACAGAGGGUAACUGAUGCCGUGUGUUGGCGCCAAGCCUGCCCCUCCACACUGACACAACACAGAGGGUAACUGAUGCCGUGUGUUGGAGCCAAGCCUGCCCCUCCACACUGACACAACACAGAGGGUAACUGAUGCCGUGUGUUGGAGCCAAGCCUGCCCCUCCACACUGACACAACACAGAGGGUAACUGAUGCCGUGUGUUGGAGCCAAGCCUGCCCCUCCACACUGACACAACACAGAGGGUAACUGAUGCCGUGUGUUGGAGCCAAGCCUGCCCCUCCACACUGACACAACACAGAGGGUAACUGAUGCCGUGUGUUGGAGCCAAGCCUGCCCCUCCACACUGACACAACACAGAGGGUAACUGGUGCCGUGUGUUGGAGCCAAGCCUGCCCCUCCACACUGACACAACACAGAGGGUAACUGAUGCCGUGUGUUGGAGCCAAGCCUGCCCCUCCACACUGACACAACACAGAGGGUAACUGAUGCCGUGUGUUGGAGCCAAGCCUGCCCCUCCACACUGACACAACACAGAGGGUAACUGAUGCCGUGUGUUGGAGCCAAGCCUGCCCCUCCACACUGACACAACACAGAGGGUAACUGAUGCCGUGUGUUGGAGCCAAGCCUGCCCCUCCACACUGACACAACACAGAGGGUAACUGAUGCCGUGUGUUGGAGCCAAGCCUGCCCCUCCACACUGACACAACCCAGAGGGUAACUGAUGCCGUGUGUUGGAGCCAAGCCUGCCCCUCCACACUGACACAACACAGAGGGUAACUGGUGCUAGUUGCUGUUCUGUUUGGGGAUAUACGACCUGUAAUAUGGUCAAUGAAUCUUUAAACGUUGCUGAAUGUCAACCUCAGGGACUCUUUCUAGCUUUAGGAGGCAGACCGUUUUGUCCAUUGAAGCACUGUGGUGGGUGUUGCUUUUACACACACACACACACACACACACACACACACACACACACACACACACACACACACACACACACACACACACACACACACACA